Molecule: messenger RNA, 684 nt
Organism: Haemorhous mexicanus (house finch)
Lineage: Eukaryota; Metazoa; Chordata; Aves; Passeriformes; Fringillidae
Product: olfactory receptor 14J1-like
Exons: 4
Biological process (GO): G protein-coupled receptor signaling pathway
Cellular component (GO): membrane
Molecular function (GO): olfactory receptor activity
Source: RefSeq, a predicted model, not a curated record
CUGCUCUACGGGACCCUCCUGGGCAGCAGAGCUUGUGCCCACAUGGCAGCAGCUGCCUGGGCCAGUGCCUUUCUCAAUGCUCUGCUGCACACAGCCAAUACAUUUUCCCUGCCCCUGUGCCAUGGCAAUGCCCUGGGCCAGUUCUUCUGUGAAAUCCCACACAUCCUCAAGCUCUCCUGCUCACACUCCAAACUCAGGGAGCAUGGAAUUAUUGUAGUUGUUGCCUCUUUAGCCUUUGGUUGUUUUGUGUUCAUGGUUUACUCCUAUGUGCAGAUUUUCAGGGCUGUGCUGAGGAUCCUCUCUGAGCAGGGACGGCACAAAGCCUUUUCCACCAGCCUCCCUCACCUGGCUGUGGUCUCCCUGUUCCUCAGCACUGGCACAUUUGCUCACCUGAAGCCUCCCUCCAUCUCCUCCCCAUCCCUGGAUCUGGCAGUGUCAGUUCUGUACUCGGUGGUGCCUCCAGUCCUCGAGUUCCUGGACCUGAGUGAACGCGGUGCUAACAGAGUCCUGGAAAUCUUGUCAAGGCAGCUGCAGAGCUUCUCAGGCAACGCUGAUUGUGUGGUCAAGUUCCUGAAGAGGAGGGAUCUUGAAAGACUGGUGAAGAACCAGAAGCCGUGGAAGUUCACCAAGUGCCUGGAAAGAACCGUCCUUCUUGUCCAGGCGCCCAUGUCCUCAAGCACAUGA